AUGGUGAGAGAGAAGAGGUGUUUGGAGUGUGGUGACAAGGAGAAUUGCAACGAAGUAGCAGACGAAUACAUCAAGUGUGAGCUAAUGAUUAUAUUAAUCGACUUGGUUCUUCACAAAAUAAAGGCUUAUAGACAUGUACUCUACAAUGUUUUCACUCAAGAAACUAUCUACGUUCAGCAUCUGUUGUGGAAGUUGGUCUUGGCUUAUCUUCUUCUAGAUACUUAUAGAAGCUUGCUAUUGCGAAGAACUAAUGAUGAGUCAAGCGUGCCCUUGAACUCUAUUCUUGCAUCUCUAGAGGUUUUGGUUAAUGUCUUAUCUGCAAACUUUGCAUAUGUUGUCUCAUUUGUACUUGCGUCCAAGAUUAUAUCAAUCGGUGCUUCAAGAAAGGAGAUUCUUUUGGGGGUCUUUAUCUCCAGUUACAUCAAGAUCUUUCUGUUUGCUAUGCCGGUUUGGGAGUUCCCGGUUUCUGUGAUCUUCAUUGUAGAUAUGCUUGUCUUAACAUCAAACGCUGUUGCUCUUAAAGGUCGAAUCUGCUGCUCUGUCUCAAUAAGCUGUCUUAGUGUCUUUCAGUGA
Molecule: messenger RNA, 573 nt
Organism: Eruca vesicaria subsp. sativa (arugula)
Lineage: Eukaryota; Viridiplantae; Streptophyta; Magnoliopsida; Brassicales; Brassicaceae
Source: the annotation of a GenBank genome assembly